This is a messenger RNA of Arabidopsis lyrata subsp. lyrata, 1879 nucleotides long. Its product is annotated as deoxynucleoside triphosphate triphosphohydrolase SAMHD1 homolog. NCBI's taxonomy places the organism in Eukaryota, Viridiplantae, Streptophyta, Magnoliopsida, Brassicales, Brassicaceae. Gene Ontology annotation, cellular component: nucleus. The transcript has 19 exons. The coding region runs from base 131 to 1552 and encodes 473 amino acids. Gene Ontology annotation, molecular function: dGTPase activity. The record is from RefSeq and is a predicted model, not a curated record. Gene Ontology annotation, biological process: dGTP catabolic process.
CUCUCUCUCUUUCUCAACUUGUGCAGCUUAAAAUCGCUUUCUCAAUUCUCGUCGUUGUACCAUUUCGGUUUCUCUCAACGUAACUGCAUCACGGCGGCGAUUGUGUGAGUUCGACGUGAAAUUUCAACUGAUGGGAGCGUAUUGCAACGAAGACCUAAGUAGUUUACCGGUGUUCUCCGCCGGCGCUCCGGCGAACGAGCUCCGGUUCAGCAAACAUGUCUACGAUAACGUUCAUGGAAACAUCUAUCUCGAUCCUCUUUGUUUGAAAUUCAUUGACACUGAGCAGUUUCAAAGGCUUCGUGAACUAAAGCAACUUGGAGUGACAAACAUGGUAUAUCCUGGAGCUGUACAUUCUAGAUUUGAGCACUCUUUAGGCGUGUAUUGGCUUGCAGGCGAAACUGUUCAGAGGCUAAAAAGUUUCCAGGGAAUGGAGCUUGGUAUUGACAAUCAUGAUCUUCAGACUGUGAGACUUGCUGGACUUCUCCAUGACAUUGGCCAUGGGCCUUUCAGUCAUAUGUUCGAGCGUGAGUUCCUCCCAAAGGUCAUAAGUGGCUGUCGUUGGUCUCAUGAGUCAAUGUCUGUUAACAUGAUUGACCAUAUAGUUGAUACACAUCACAUCGAUAUUGAUGCACAAAUGCUGAAAAGAGUAAAGGACAUGAUACUAGCUAGUACUGAAUUUUCUCAGCUGAAAAGCAACGCAGAGAAACGUUUCUUGUAUGACAUUGUUGCUAAUGGUCGAAAUGGGAUUGAUGUGGACAAGUUUGACUAUCUUGUCCGUGAUUCUCGAGCUUGUGGUCUGGGAUGCAAUUUUCAGUUCCAAAGACUGACAGAGACAAUGAGAGUCAUGGACAAUGAAAUCUGCUACCGCGCUAAGGAGUAUCGUAAUGUCCACAAGCUAUUUGCGACUCGAGCUGAUCUUUAUCGAACUGUCUACACGCAUCCAAAAGUAAAGGCGAUAGAGCUUAUGAUAGUAGAUGCCAUGGUCAAAGCUAACGAUUUCUUGGGGAUUUCUUCUUUCAUUAGUGACCCAUCUGAAUACUGGAAGUUAGAUGACACAAUCCUCAAAACCAUCGAAAUAGCUCCAGAUCCAGAACUUGCAGAAGCUAAAGAGCUGAUACUCCGUGUUCGCAGAAGGCAGUUGUACCAAUUCUGUAACGAGUAUGCGGUUCCAAAGGACAAGAUCGAUCAUUUCAAAGCCGUCACUGCUCAGGAUAUCAUCUGUUCUCAGAAGCACACAAGCUUGACACUAAAAGAAGAUGAUAUCGCUGUUACGAACGUCAAGAUUGAUUUAGCUCGUGGGAGAGAGAAUCCUCUUGAAUGCAUCAACUUCUUUGAGGAUUAUGAUAGUGCAGAGAAGUUUGGUAUACCUGAGGACCGAGUCAGUCACUUGUUACCAACAACAUAUCAAGACAUGAUAGUGAGAGUUUAUGCCAAAAAACCAGAAUUGGUAGAAGCAGUUUCUGAGGCGUUUGAAAACUUCCAAAUGAGAACGUAUGGGGUCAAAACUCAAGUACACGCAACACCUGAGAAAAAGAAAAGGCGUGUGAUGUAAUUACCGUGGCCUUUAAUUCAUUUCAUUUCUUACGGUUUUAUAUUGGUGUUUAGCGUCUUGAAACUUUAAAUACGGAUAUGUAUAUAAUCUCUACUUCUCUAGCAUGCGUAUAGACUUACGAUAUCGAAGCCUUGGAUUUAGACCAGCCUUUAUACGUAAGAGAAAAGGAAAAGCAAGACACCAUUUUCUUAAGAUUUCGGAUUUCGUACGGUUUUAUUUUAGUCUUUUUUUAGUCACAGCUUUGCAGAUUGUGGUUUAUUUUCUUUUCACAUGGAAGGAAAGAACGACUUUGACAUUUUUUUCAUCGGAUAUUAUUUUACUCUAAAA